AUGUCCUUUCCCUUAAUUUCAUGGGCGAAGUACAACGCGUGGACAAAACCACAAUCAAACGCCAUCAGCCCUGGUGUUUUGCAUCCGAACUUAUCGAGACGAAGAAACAGUCUCACGACUUGCAAACAACUAGAGUUCUGGUUGCCAAAUAUAGCGCUCUUGGAAGGACUCGAAAUCCUACCGCUUUCCGGCAUGCCGUUCUUACUGGUGCUAAGAAAGACUUGGAUCGCAUUUCGCCAUCUCGUACAGUCCAAACGUCGUCGACGCCAGCGCUCGUUUUUCUUUUCGGUGGCAAUCCUGGGAUCACUGGUCCUGUUGCAGACGAAACAUAUGCACACAGUUUCGACAACACCGGAAACAGUUUAUUCCCUCAAUCAUGGACAGGCGAUUGAAGAUUCCGCGCCGUCCUUGACGUGGGAAUUUCACGGCUAUUCACAGUCAAACAUACCAGCACGAUCCACCAGCCCCUCAACUCCACGUCUAUUGAUUGCCCAGUACGCCUCCGCUUUCUACACGGUAGUAUUGAACGAGACACAACGAGUCAACCAGGCAUAUGCGGAGCGAUUCAAUCACGAUUUUAUCGUUUGUCGAGGCAUUUACCUGACCGACAGUCCUUGGUGGAGACUCGUCUCACCACCCCUGCACACUAUUGCCGGUUCGCGCUCGACCUACAACAAAAUUGCCGUCUUGGCCUACGCGAUGCAACAUGAUUACGAUCGUGUGCUGAUACUGGAUUCCGACGCCAUGGUUCGCGAUUUUAGCAUCAAUUUGGCGACGUACUCCCUGACAGACGACAAGGGAAAGGACGUUGUGGUGGUAGCCCAGCAAGCCAAAAUGGGUGAAGUUCACCCUCCAAAUACUUGGAAUGUCAAUAUUGGUGUCACACUCUGGAAUCUCCGUCACGAACAAGUCGUUACAGUGUGGCAGCAAUGGCACGAUCGCUCCAUUGCCCGAAUACGAAGUGGCCAAGCGGACGACGAUCAACAACCGUUGCAGCGCUGUUUUCGCGCUUUUCCCGACACUACACGUCCCGUCCUUGCCGUGAAGGAGUUCGGCUAUGGUGGCGGAUCCAUCGUACAACACUUCAUUCGCGAAAGUUCGUCGUCCUGGAGUGAACCGACGGAGGCUCGAACGGAAGGAAUUCGGACCGCAGCCCGAAAAAUAGGAUUUCCGGCGAUUGGGUCUUCCUUGAAAUCCGAACCCGCAAAGUCCCUGUUGCAGAUGAGCCUCGGGACGAGUCCUCGUCCAGUGGGAAACGCAGCUGAUCUAUGCGUACGUGCGCAUGUUGCUCAUACCGUCCCAGAAACGCAUCCAUAUUGUCAGAACGCCCAGAAACAGGAUGCGCUAGGCAGUCAUGCCAUUUGGAAAGCCAAUGAGACAAAGAAAGAUUCUUACACUGUGGGAAGCCGGCGUACUGCUCCAAUGAUUCCUACGACAACCUCUCCCGUAUUGAUCUAUACGGGCGUUGUGCUUCGCACCCUCUUGCUGGAUGUUCCCCUACUAUUAGCCUUGAUUCUAUAUUCUACGACAUCUUGGUUAGAAUAUGUAAAGACCAACUACAUGCUACCGCAGCUCGAACUCCAGCGCUGGACCCCGGAACGGGCCGAACAAGAAGUGACCUAUUUUCAUCGUCGGUGUGACGAAUCCGAUCAGUCCGCGCACGAUACGGAACCUCUCGUCAUAGACUACAGCAGCAUGUCCAAGCGAGACAAAAUGGAACACAUGCUGACGCACGGUGUUUCAGUCUAUCCUAACCUUUUGUCGGCGGAAACGGCCAACGAAGUGCGCGAUUUCAUUCUCGCGCAGAAUCUUAAAAACGAAGACAUGAUUGACGUGAUUGAAAACACCAAUCGCUGGAGCUUUGGUGUAAGAGUCGACCAACAUCCCAGUGUAUCCAAGGCUCUGAAGGAAGUUCUCAAUAAGCCCGAGCUGGUUGAAGGUCUCGAAGCCAUUCUUGGUAAGAAUCCCGCCAUUAUUGAGUUUACCGGGAUUACCAGUGCCUAUGGCGCUACCGCACAACGCUGGCACCAGGACGUGGUACCCGAAGGAAGCGCCGCCAAAUACAGUCGUAGUUUUGUCCCGUCCUACAGUCUCUUUAUCCCACUGCAAAACACUACCAAGGCGAUUGGUGCCACCGAUAUUUGCCCGGGUACACACAUGUGCGCUGCCGGACCGAUCCACUUUUGUGAGUACUCGGGAUUUCCCGUAUCCGGGGCGGCCGAUAACUGGCCAUUGGGAUGGGGAGCACUGGUCAAUCAACAAACGACCCACCGUGGAGCCCCCCAUGUCGACCCGCACGGGCCCAGCCGCGUUUUGUUUAUUCUCACCUUUGCACCACGGCCCCAGUUCACACCGUCCAAGCUGGAAACGCGAAUGAUUUCGACCGGCGGUUCGUACUCCUUACACUGGUCACAAUGGGGACACACGUUGAGGGAUUUCCAGGACCCGGACACUCGCAUGAAACAUCCCUGGCGAGCUCUCCGUGCGCUGGGUUUGUACAAACCGCGAGAUGCACAGUGGGGAUGGGACUAUUUAUCCCAAGCUUCGGGACGCGUGGCCAACGAUGAAGAGGGUUUUCAUCGUGAGAGUCUGGACGGGCAGCUAUCCAAGGGCGGACUCACGUUUCUGCCGGACUGGCUGCAGGGGCACGCGUCAACUGACGAGGAAACCAGUUAUGCCUGGGUGGAAUUCAUGGAAGAUACGCUACGCUUAUGCAGUCACACCACUCAGAAAUUCUAUCUUGCCGUUGUAUUCGGGUACGGUUCAUUUGUAGUUAUCUGGAACGGAUUUUUGUUCGCCGCGGGACGUAGACAUUUUCGAGUGAAGGCUAUUGGUCGAAGCAUGCUGCGGGUCCUAUUGCUACACGCUGUAAUAUUGUCGAUCGAGGAGUUUGCGCGACGGCGACUUGCUGUUACGGAUUGGGCCAAAAGCAUUCGUGGCAGUCGUCUCUAUCGGUUGCCCAGUCCAGAUCAAAAUCUUCCUCUUCCAGGGACGCUUCUUCUCUUGGAAGAUGUUUUGAUCCUUGACCAAUUUCAGUCGGAACACUUGGGGUCGUAUGAUCGAAUACUGGACUUCGCGCAUCCUGGAAAUCGACGGUUCAACACCAUGAUCUUGCAGCACUCCAAAGGAUAUACCGCUCUACCAUUUUCGCUUAAACGGAGUUUGCGUGCGGAUGUUCUGCUAUGGAACAAGCAAGACGGAAGCCGUAUUCUAGCAAAGAACGUAGAUGGAGCUUGGGCCGAGGUUGCCCAAGAAACUGCCGAAAAAGCAUGUCAUAAGAAAUUGACAAGAGCAUCAAAUUCCGGUGUUGAACAUGUAUCCCGACAGCUGGACUACUUGAAGGCGGAAAAUAUAUAUGGCUUUUGGCGGCACACAUCUAUGUACCUACGUCACAAUCCUGUUCUGCUUGACCGCCUCGAACGAAAGCUGCUAGGAUGGAACGAGACUAGCAAGAAUUCGUCAGCCGGUCUAUCGUCCUCAAACGGCUCUCUCCUCGUACGACCAUUCUUUCGCGGACAUUCGAUUCCAUUACUCACUCAAAAAUCUCUUCGAUCAGUUCGGCAAGUUCUUCCUCCCAGGCCAUCUACUUCUGAGCCGUACGCUGGAGCGUGGAUGCAAGAGGGGGAUGUCGUGGAAGGUCGCUAUCAUGGUAAUUUUCCAGAAUGGUAUCGUGGACGCAUAGUGUCCACGAGUGCUGACAAAGAUGUAUGGGACGUUGAAUACGACGAUGGCGACGAAGAUGUUGGACUCUGUCGUAACUGCGUACGACCGUUUGUUCCGUACGCCCUGAACGACGACGUAGAGUGGAGAGACGAAGAAGACAUAUUUCAUCGUGCUCGUGUAGUCAAAAUUCAGUCGGGUGAUGUGUACGAUCUCAAGUUUGAAGACGGCAGCAUACGUAGUAACGCGUCAGCUACCGAUCUACGCCGCGUCCCGUUGUUGGGGGAAAUAGAGGUAGGAUCUCGCGUUGAAUUUCUGGUUGAUGAAGGCUACAAUACGGGCACAAUAUUGCAUGUGAAUGUGGAUGGGUCCUACAACAUUGAGUUUGACGACGGCGACUUCGCCACCAACGUUGCACCAAAACACGUAAUUCCCGAAUAGGAGAGGAGAGAUACCCGAGCACAAAAGGUAAUGAACUACGAAAGCUGGAAAGCAGUAAAGAAUUGAAAGCAAAGUUAACACGAAACGACGUGAGACGCGUUGCGAUAGUCUAUCAAGUUUUCAAGGCUAAAUACUGUUAAUUUCAAAAAAGUAUCGUUCCGACACUUC
Messenger RNA from Phaeodactylum tricornutum CCAP 1055/1, 4269 nucleotides. RefSeq lists its product with no specific name. Lineage: Eukaryota; Bacillariophyta; Bacillariophyceae; Surirellales; Neidiaceae. The record is from RefSeq and is a predicted model, not a curated record. Bases 1 to 4101 code for a protein of 1366 amino acids. The transcript has 5 exons.